Colletotrichum higginsianum IMI 349063 is the source of this 1503-nucleotide messenger RNA. Its product is annotated as 3-dehydroquinate synthase. Gene Ontology annotation, biological process: antibiotic biosynthetic process. Gene Ontology annotation, molecular function: 3-dehydroquinate synthase activity. The transcript is spliced from 3 exons. Lineage: Eukaryota; Fungi; Ascomycota; Sordariomycetes; Glomerellales; Glomerellaceae. The record is from RefSeq and is a predicted model, not a curated record. The coding region runs from base 1 to 1503 and encodes 500 amino acids.
AUGGCCUCCGACAUGAAGGCGACGGUUGAGCCUACCACAAAGGGUUUCUCGGUCUGCGGUUACGAGAAGAUCGAAUACGACUUCGAGUUCCUUGAUGGCGUUUUCAACAAGCAGAAUAGCCAGUUGGCCGAUUGUUACUCGCGUUGGAAACGAUGCUUGGCCGUCAUGGAUCUCAACAUCUUCAAUCUCUAUGGAGAGGAGAUGAAGGAGUAUUUUGACCACUACAACAUCGACCUGAAGAUCCACAAGACCAUGAUUGGCGAGAAGGCCAAGUCCAUGGAGACGCUACUGAGCAUCGUCGACUCCAUGACCGAGUUUGGCGUGUAUCGCAAGGAGCCUGUUCUCGUUGUUGGCGGUGGUCUCGUCACCGACGUUGCUGGCUUCGCAUGCGCCGCUUACCGUCGCAACACACCUUUCAUUCGUAUUCCGACCACAGUCAUUGGUCUCAUUGACGCCUCCGUCUCCAUCAAGGUCGCCGUUAACUACGGCAACUACAAGAACCGCCUGGGAGCUUACCACGCGCCUACACACACCUUCCUCGACUUCAAAUUCUUGCGCACACUACCCACAGCUCAAAUUCGCAAUGGCUUUGCCGAGUUGAUCAAAAUCUCCACUUGCGCACACCUAGAGACAUUCGACCUGCUCGACCGUUUUUGCGAGGAGCUCAUUGAGACCGGGUUUGGACGUUGCGAUGGUGCCAGCAAAGAGGUUAGAGAUGCUGCGGACAAGAUUAACCGCAACGGGAUCCACGAGAUGCUGAAGCUCGAGACUCCCAACCUUCACGAGAUCAUGCUUGAUCGUGUCAUUGCCUACGGCCACACCUGGUCUCCUCUCCACGAGCUCUCCCCUGACGUUCCCCUGCGUCACGGCCACGCCAUUUCCAUCGACAUGGCUUACUCUGCGACACUUGCCCACGUGCUCGGCAAGCUCUCCUCCCAAGAACACCGCCGGUUGUUGAAUCUCUUCUCCCGUGCUGGUCUCUCCAUGGAUCAUGCCCAGUUCGACGAGGAAAUGCUCGACAAAGCGACAUCGGCGAUCCUUAAGACCCGUGACGGCAAACUCCGCGCCGCUGUACCCUCACCUCUUGGUCAAUGCGAAUUUCUCAACGACGUCUCCCACAAAGAGAUGUGUGCUGCCCUCAAAGUGCACAAGGACCUUAUGAAAGAGUAUCCCCGUGAGGGUGCUGGUCUUGAGGCUUAUGUCGAUGCAAGUGACACGGGAUAUACCAUUAACGGCGCUUCUGUCGAGGAUGAGUCGAGGAAGUUCAUGAAUGGGGUUGAAAAAAGUGUCACCAAGGACGAUACUGUCUCCAGCGGCGUCUCGUCGAAUGGUUCAUCAACUCCCGACUAUGGUCUGUCGAGUGGUAAGAACCUUGGUCGGGAUGAUGCUAAGUACGCUGCUGCCGGCUUCGAGCCCAAGGUGCUGGAGAGUUUAGGCAACGACAAGGUUGGUGUCACGGAGCAUAACAAAAUUCGUCACGAGGUCGAGAACGAAUGCUGUUAA